Messenger RNA from Sander lucioperca (pikeperch), 1684 nucleotides. Its product is annotated as centrosomal protein of 95 kDa-like. Lineage: Eukaryota; Metazoa; Chordata; Actinopteri; Perciformes; Percidae. Bases 151 to 861 code for a protein of 236 amino acids. Gene Ontology annotation, cellular component: spindle pole; centrosome. The transcript is spliced from 6 exons. The record is from RefSeq and is a predicted model, not a curated record.
ACUUUCUAAUAAUGAUAGUACAUCAGAUUUAUAUAGCGUUUUAAAAGCCCCCCCUCUCCCUCUCCAGUGAAGGUGAAGGAGAAUGAGCUCCUCCCUGUGCUCUUAGAGGAAUUGCCCCACCUUCACAUCUCCCCCCAUGCCCUGGGUCAGAUGUGGGAGCAGCAGAUGCAGCAGGUGGACAGACUGCACGCCCUGUCAUCCCCUCACAGCCAGCGCCGCAGCAAACUCUCCAGCCAGGUGGAGGAAGCCCAGAGGAAACAUGACCUGCUGGUGGAGAUCAUCCGCAAAGAGCAGGACCACAACAGGCGCCUGAGGGACUUCAAAGAGCGUAUCCAGCAGCAGAAGUCGACCCAGAACAGACUGAGGGAACAGAGGCAGCAGAUAGCACGCGCCAAGAAGUACCACAGCGACUACCAUGUCCAGCACCGUGCCCGCCUGAUGAGGGCGCGCACCAAGGAGGAGAGGAUGUUUCGCCAGUUGUUUGAGGAGGGACUGGAGCUACAGAAGGUCCGGUUGAGAGAGCAGAAAGCCUACGCCAGGGAGCAGCGGCUGGAACAUCAGAGACGACACCAGGACCAGAUCAAGUCCAUGGAGAACUACUACAAGGACCAAUUUUCACUACUAGCUGAAAAACUUGCCCAAGAGCGGCAGGAGAUCCAGGUUCGGAAAAAAGCUCAAGAAAAGGCUCUGCUGAAGAUGAAGAGAGAGCUGCGUUCCAGGAUGGAGCGUGAGAUUGGUGAACUGCAGAAGAUCAUAAUCCAGAAUGAUGAGGACGACCAUUUCCAGGAUCUGGAGGUCCAGAGGCUGCGCAAUCGGGUCCAGAUGGCUUCCUUCCAGUACAACACUAGCUAUCUGAACUGAGCAGGGAAGCGAGACACAGGGCUGUUUUAAGCUCCGCUCAAUCAAGGCUGGAUUUACAUUAGAGGAACAUGCAGCAAGACACUUUGUUUCUUCCUAAAACAACUAAGGGUACGACAUUCUGACGGCUGAACAGUACGGUCUCCUCGGCAUCUUCCCUCAGAUUUGCACAGAAGAGGAAAUUCACAUUCUUAGAACUUAUACAAGUCCUGGUGAUUGAUUAUUAAUGAAGUGAACGUACUCUGACAAAAUGUAGCUUUUAGCUAAUGUAGCUAACUUCCUCUCACCUCAGCUGCUAUACCUGAACUUAACGACACCUUGGACUAAGUCCCCUUCUUCCAUGGGUUUUAGUACUUGAUAACUAAGAAUGUUUUUAAAAUGGCUCCCUCACUGUGCAGUAUGUGUGCUGAUAUUGUAGCAAACUAUUAAAAAUGUUCUUCCUUUUGCCAAAUUGGGACCGCAGAUGCAACGUUACCAAGUAUUAAUGUCCCACACUGACAGAUUUUAAACCAUUUUUUCCCUUAUAUGUGCGAUGUCUUCCUUUAAUGAUUUAACCAUGCCAGUGGAUUAUUUAUUUUGUAACUUUAAUGUUUGAUUUUUAACUUACCUGGUGAUGUGCUGUCUGAUCUCCAGGGGCGAUGAUAAUCAGUCUUUCAUGACUUCUCCUUUUCCUCAACUCAAUUGUGAUGGUUUUUAACUCUCAGCCAGAACUAAAGAUAAUGGUAGUUUUAAACCAAUACAAAGGGUUGCAAUGUGUCUACUGAUUUUGUAUGUAAUGAGCACACAAAUGCCCCGUCAUCAUCCAAUAAAAGUGUAGGCUCACUCA